AUGGCAAGAGCACCAACCGAUUCACCAUCCCAAGUGGACACACCUAUGACUGACGCAAAUGAUGACUCUAUCCCAUUGGUUCCAGUCGACGCGCCUAGCCACCAAGACACCCCUGAAUACACGGAUACCACCGAGAGCAGUGUCGCAGGCGACCUGGCAGCAGCUGAUGGACGCCGACGCAGAGCAGAGGCUACUCAGUUGAGAAAAAGUCUUCUUGGAAAGAAGCAAAGUCGCUUGGACGAAUCCAAGGAAGACGACUCGAUUCGACGUUUCCGCUACCUUCUCAGUCUGACUGAUCUAUUCCGCCAUUUUAUCGAAACAAACCCCAACCCACGGAUUAAGGAGAUCAUCGCUGAGAUCGAUCGGCAGAAUGCGGACAAGUCUAAGGCACGCAAAGGAGCAUCGCGCUCAGGUGGUGCCGCUAGUGAUCGCGCCCGCAGAACCGAGCAGGAGGAAGAUGCCGAGCUUCUACAGGAUGAGAAACAGGGUGGCGAGACGACAACCAUAUUUCGGGAGUCGCCCGCUUUUGUCCAUGGUGAGCUCCGCGACUAUCAGGUCGCAGGUCUGAACUGGCUCGUUUCCUUGCACGAGAAUGGUAUCUCUGGUAUUUUGGCCGACGAGAUGGGUCUAGGAAAGACUUUGCAGACAAUCUCGUUCCUGGGUUAUCUACGUCACAUCUGCGACAUCACUGGCCCGCAUCUGGUUGCUGUGCCUAAAUCCACGUUGGACAAUUGGAAGCGAGAAUUUGCCAAAUGGACGCCCGAGGUCAAUGUCCUAGUUCUUCAGGGUGACAAGGAAGAGCGCCAGCGCCUGAUCAACGAGCGCCUGGCCGACGAGGAUUUCGAUGUGUGCAUCACCAGCUAUGAAAUGAUUCUUCGCGAGAAAACGCACUUCAAGAAGCUUGCCUGGGAAUACAUUAUUAUCGAUGAAGCCCACCGUAUUAAGAAUGAGGAAUCUUCACUUUCGCAAAUUAUCCGUCUCUUCAACUCGCGCAACCGACUACUCAUCACCGGUACUCCCUUGCAAAACAAUUUGCAUGAGCUUUGGGCUCUACUCAAUUUCUUGCUGCCUGAUGUUUUUGGAGAUUCAGAGGCUUUCGACCAAUGGUUCUCUACGCAGAGCUCCGACCAGGAUACCGUUGUGCAGCAACUUCAUCGUGUCCUUCGGCCAUUCUUGCUUCGACGAGUGAAGAGUGACGUCGAAAAGAGUCUUCUGCCCAAGCAAGAGAUGAACCUCUACGUGCCCAUGUCUGAUAUGCAAGUGAACUGGUAUCAAAAGAUUCUGGAAAAGGAUAUUGAUGCCGUCAACGGAGCGGCCGGCAAGAAGGAGUCCAAAACUCGCCUACUGAACAUCGUCAUGCAACUGCGCAAGUGUUGCAAUCACCCUUACCUUUUCGAAGGAGCCGAACCGGGCCCUCCGUACACGACCGAUGAACAUAUUAUCUACAACUCCGGAAAAAUGGCAAUUUUGGACAAGCUUUUGAAGCGCAUGAAGGAGGACGGCAGCCGCGUUCUUAUCUUCUCCCAGAUGAGUCGUGUCUUGGAUAUCCUUGAAGACUACUGUGCGUUCCGCGAAUUCAACUACUGCCGGAUUGACGGUACUACGGCUCACGAGGAUCGUAUCUCUGCCAUUGACAAUUACAACAAGCCGGGAUCGGACAAGUUCAUUUUCCUUCUUACUACACGUGCCGGCGGUCUCGGUAUCAAUUUGACCACUGCUGAUAUUGUGGUGCUUUUUGACAGCGAUUGGAACCCCCAGGCGGAUCUCCAAGCCAUGGAUCGUGCGCAUCGUAUUGGUCAAACCAAACAAGUCAAAGUUUUCCGAUUUGUGACCGAGAAUGCUAUUGAAGAAAAGGUGCUUGAGCGUGCGGCUCAGAAACUGCGUCUGGAUCAACUUGUUAUCCAACAAGGCCGCGCUCAGCAACAAGCCAAGGCCGCCGCCUCGAAGGACGAUCUUCUCGGCAUGAUUCAGCAUGGCGCCGCCAACGUUUUUAAAAGCAAAGAAGCAGGUAGCAGAAGCGCGAAUGACAUCACUGAAAAUGAUUUUGAAGCUAUUCUUCGAAAGGGAGAGGAGCGCACGGCUGAGCUGAACAAAAAGUACGAGAAGCUUGGCAUCGAUGACUUGCAGAAGUUCAGCUCCGAAAGUGCAUACGAGUGGAACGGCAAGGAUUUCACUGAGCGCAAGAAAGAUAUUGGACUGACCUGGAUCAAUCCACCCAAGCGAGAGCGCAAGGAUAACAAAGACAACUUCUAUUCGAUCGACGCAUACUAUCGUGACACCCUGGCUACCGGUGGACGAACCGCAGAUACCAAACCCAAGGCGCCGCGAGCGCCCCGACAAAUCACAGUUCAUGACUGGCAAUUCUUUCCCCCCGGCCUACAGGAGUUGCAGGAAAAGGAGACUGCAUACUUCCACAAGGAGAUUGGCUACAAGGUCCCAUUGCCAGAAGGUCCAGAGGAUGAGCUCAGUGAGCGCGAAGCUGAACGGGACCUUGAACAAAAGGAAAUAGACGAUGCCAAGCCUCUCACUGAAGAAGAAAAGGCCGAGAAGGCUAGUAUGUCCGAGGAGGGAUUUUCCCUCUGGAACCGUCGUGAUUUCCAACAAUUCGUCAACGGAUCAGCCAAGUUCGGACGCACCGACUACGUAGGCAUUGCCACCGAGGUAGAUAGCAAGGAGCCCGAUGAGAUCAAGGAGUAUGCCGAGGUAUUCUGGGAACGAUACACGGAGAUCCAGGAUUACUCCAAGUACCUGCGGGUGAUCGACCAAGGUGAAGAUAAGGUCCGCAAGAUGGGCCACCAGCGCAAGAUGCUUCGAAAGAAGUUGGAAAUGUACCGUGUGCCAUUACAGCAGCUCAAGAUCAACUACACCGUGUCUACAACCAACAAGAAGGUUUACACUGAAGAGGAAGACCGAUUCUUGCUAGUGAUGCUAGACAAGUAUGGCGUUGAAGGUGACGGUCUUUACGAAAAGAUCAGGGAUGAAGUACGGGACUCCCCGCUAUUCCGCUUUGAUUGGUUCUUCCUCAGUCGGACCCCUGUUGAAAUUGGUCGUCGAUGCACUACUCUACUGAAUACAGUGGCUAAGGAGUUUGAACCCGAGGGCAAGACCAAUGGGGAGGGUAAGGGCCGCGGUCGAGACCGUGAUGAAGAUGAGGAGAAUGAUGACGCGGCACCUGCUAAGAAGAAGGCUAAAAAUGGCGCCACCAAUAAACAGGUCAAAAAUGUCAAGGGUAGCAAGGCAAACUCAACUACGCCAUCCCGAGCUAAUAGCGUUACAAAUGGGCCCAAAGGAAAGAGCCGAAAGAGAUAA
Penicillium taxi is the source of this 3309-nucleotide messenger RNA. RefSeq lists its product as uncharacterized. The transcript is spliced from 5 exons. Gene Ontology annotation, biological process: regulation of transcription by RNA polymerase II; nucleosome organization. NCBI's taxonomy places the organism in Eukaryota, Fungi, Ascomycota, Eurotiomycetes, Eurotiales, Aspergillaceae. Bases 1 to 3309 code for a protein of 1102 amino acids. Gene Ontology annotation, molecular function: DNA binding; ATP-dependent chromatin remodeler activity; ATP binding. The record is from RefSeq and is a predicted model, not a curated record. Gene Ontology annotation, cellular component: chromatin; nucleus.